UCUUCCUUGGCGUCGCCGCCGCCGCCCGCAGAGCCCAGCACAGCCGCCGCCGCCGCCGAAGAAGAAGAAGAAGAGCAAACCCGGCGUGCGAAGAUGAAGACGAUCCUGGCGUCGGAGACGAUGGAGAUCCCGGAGGAGGUGACGGUGAAGGUGUCGGCGAAGAUGAUCUCGGUGACGGGGCCGCGGGGGACGCUGACCCGCAACUUCAAGCACCUCAACCUCGACUUCCAGCUGCAGGAAGGCGGCCGGAAGCUCAAGGUGGACGCCUGGUUCGGCACCCGCAAGACCAUGGCCGCCAUCCGCACCGCCAUCUCCCACGUCCAGAACCUCAUCACCGGCGUCACCAAGGGCUUCCGCUACAAGAUGCGCUUCGUCUACGCCCACUUCCCCAUCAACGCCUCCAUCACCGCCGCCAACCGCGGCAUCGAGAUCAGGAACUUCCUCGGCGAAAAGAAGGUAAGGAAGGUCGACAUGCUUGACGGUGUGACGAUCCUGCGGUCUGAGAAGGUCAAGGAUGAGAUCGUCCUUGAUGGCAACGACAUUGAGCUCGUCUCUCGCUCUGCUGCCUUGAUCAACCAGAAAUGCCACGUGAAGAACAAGGACAUCAGGAAGUUCUUGGACGGUAUCUAUGUCAGCGACAAGGGCGCCAUCAAGGAAGAGUAGUGGUGCGACCUAUCUGCUGCAACCCCUUUGUGUAGCUGGUAACAGAAGCUGUCCUAGAGGGUGGGUGUUUUUUGAGUGAAUCACAUGAGUUGGCUGCAAUUUGUACUGGAUAGGUCAGGGAUGUCAUGUAACUGGAGAAGGGUGUACCUUGGAGAUGUGUUUGUUUCACCGGUUGAUAAUACCUCUUGUUAUCUGUUGCUAUGUUUUGUUUGCUUGA
Molecule: messenger RNA, 880 nt
Organism: Triticum dicoccoides
Lineage: Eukaryota; Viridiplantae; Streptophyta; Magnoliopsida; Poales; Poaceae
Product: 60S ribosomal protein L9
Exons: 3
Coding region: 94-663 (189 amino acids)
Biological process (GO): cytoplasmic translation
Cellular component (GO): cytosolic large ribosomal subunit; ribosome
Molecular function (GO): structural constituent of ribosome; rRNA binding
Source: RefSeq, a predicted model, not a curated record